UUCUUCCGCCCUCCAUCCUCUCCAAGUUGCCCUGCUGACCAUCCCCAUCCCUUUCACUCUAAGCUCAAAUAUGGGCAAUCUAGACGAAUUUGAGUCAACCCUAAAGGAGGUGGUUGAAGCUAAACGGUUGUCAGCCUCCAAGAUGACACGAUUGACAGAGAUCGCGAAGAACUCAUUUGAGCAUGAUGCUAAACUUGUUGCCCUCCUUUAUCGAACACACAAGUCCUUGCCUGAGAGCUCUAAAGUCUCUAGUCUGUACGUAUUUGAUGCGCUGGCUCGAGCUGCUAGGAGCCACGCUACCAAGCGCGGAAUUACUGGCGAUUUCAACACACAACCGGGUAACGCCGUUACCUUCUUACUGAAGCUUGAAGGCGUUUUGGACGGCCUUUUUCAAGACAUGGUCUCGUGUAAUGGCAUAGAAUCAAAGGAAAAGUCGAAAAAGGUUCUUGACAUAUGGGUCAAGUCGAAUACAUUUCCUGACGAGGUCCUUACACGGUUGACGGGUAUUGUAACGGGGAGCCGAAAAGUAGAGAGCGCUGUUCCGGGAACGACGUCCACUCCUCCCGUCCCAAAUUCCCCACACCAGACAGCAACCCCUACACCGCCACCGCCUGCCGCUGCCCCAAGCGUGCCCACAGAUAAUUCAGUACAAAAUACGUUACUUGCUCUACUCAGUCAAGCAGCUCAUGGCCCUGCUUCCUUCUCAGCACCUUUAUCACAAAACCCUGACGUCGCAUCCCUGGGAGCACCCCAACUCGCAUUGUUACAACAACUCGCCCUUACAGCGCAGCUCGGCAACGCAAACUCCUCUCACCUACCUAUUUCUCCGCCUACAAGUCAAUUUGCAGUGUCCAAUGGAGUAGCUACAGACCAUCCUGCACAAAACUCACGACCUACACAACUCACUUCAGAAACAAGCCGUCGAGACCCUAGGGUAUCAAGAUUUACGGACCGCGACACAAGACAACUAGAUGACUCCCCCAACCACCAUGGCAGUUACAGAGGUGGAUAUCGAGGCCGUGGCCGUGGCAGAUGGGAUGAUCACCAUUCGUACGGAGAGCGCAAUGGACGGUCCCCUUUGCGACGGGACCGUUCUAGAAGCCCUCAGAGGUCUUCAGCUACUCGUGACCCCCGUUCCUACCAUUCUCCCCACAGACCAUCUAGCAUAAGGUCUCCUAUAGAAGAUCGAAACCGCGAAUCAGGGAAAGACGAAUUCGGUCGAGACCUGCGCCAGUCUUCCACAACUCCUACCGAUUCCUCCACGCCCGAUGAUACUCGAAGACCUUCCGUGACAGCGAAUGCAUCUCAGAUGGACGCUACACCUUCUAAUGCCCGCGAUAAUCAUAGACCUGCUGUAUCAGAACACGUACCCUCGGUAACUGCAAAUACAUCUGCGCGCCCUGUAGAGACGCAGAACGCCGGCUCUACGCCAGCGCCAGUGUCGACGUCACUGCCGUCGUCCGAGCCAGGAUUAGACAAGUUUGAUAUCACUACCUUUGAUUUCACUUUACCAUCGUCGUGGGAAGCACUAGGAAAGAAGUGGCAGGUCACCUACGGCUACUCACCAUCACAAGAGGAAUUAAUGCAAUUUGUCAUAACGAGUGGCGCGAGUCUUGCAUCGGGAGUGCCGACCUCCGAAGCUACGACACAAACCAACGGGUACGCAAGCACCCAAUGGAAUGUGAACGGAGGCAGUGCAGGCGGAACGGCAGGACGAGGAGGCAGAGGCAGAGGAGGGUUUGCCAGGGGAGGAGGACGCGGACACGGCAACUACCGAGGGAACAUGCACGCAAGCUACGCAAGCGCCCAAGCUCAUUCAAGUUUCCAGGACCACUCGGACGCAGUGGUCUUAGGUGGUGAUGGUGUACAGUCUGACGGCGGGUUUCAGGACGAUGGAGAUACUGUCAACUUGAUGCAGGGCGAGGGAUCCGGGAGCAGCGGCGGCAGGAUGCAGAGAGUAGGAGACAGGUGGAUGUUCGUGAAGGAAUCCUCGGCUGUACAGGGAGCAUAGGUUCUACUACGGUUGGACUCGAUGAGGAUGCCAUGACAUCUGCUUUCUCUGCGUCUUUAUGAUAUAUUUUGCUCCUACUACUGUUUACGUACGUGCCCGGCUUUAUGAUGAUGGAUCGACGACGUGCUACAGUAUCUUCA
Molecule: messenger RNA, 2151 nt
Organism: Coniophora puteana RWD-64-598 SS2
Lineage: Eukaryota; Fungi; Basidiomycota; Agaricomycetes; Boletales; Coniophoraceae
Exons: 6
Coding region: 71-2011 (646 amino acids)
Source: RefSeq, a predicted model, not a curated record